AUGUCAACCAAAGAGUUGUCCGGUGGAGCAAGGAUUCACUACAUUUUUCAGUCAAUUUUUGUGAAGAGCUUGGAGGGAGUGGAUCCUUGCGAAGAUCUAACUAACGAGGAUAUUAGGACGGCAAUUCAAAAUGCAACUGGUACCAGAAAUGCUUUAUUUGUGCCCGAGGUCCCAUUUGAAGUUUUGGUUAGAAGACAAAUUGGUCGGUUGUUAGAUCCUAGCCUCCAGUGUUUACGAUAUGUCUAUGAUGAACUAAUACAGAUGAGCCGUGCUUGUGAAGCAUUUGAGAUACGAAGGUUUCCUUUGUUGAGAAGGCGUCUGGAUGAAGUGAUGGGAAAGUUUCUGCGUGAUGGAGUGAAACCUGCUGAAAGCAUGAUUUGCAACAUUAUUGAGAUGGAGAUGGAUUAUAUUAAUUCUUCGCAUCCAAAUUUUAUUGGUGGGAAGAAAGCUGUGGAGCUUGCGAUGCAACACGUGAGAUCUUCAGAGGCAGGUCGGACUCAGUCGAACAAUGAUAAACCGGCGUCAGUAGGUAUGCUCGUUCUUUAUAGUGGUGGCAAUGGAACAAGGCAUCCAACUAUACACUCCUCCCCUUCUCUCUUCCGUUCGUUCAUCUUACAUGUUUAUCACUGGUGCAUGCCUCUCGAGUACAUAGCAAGGCUAGACGGAUUUGAAGGCGCAAUGAGGUCAAUUCCUCAAAACCCAAACCUCCAAUGCUUGAAAGUCUAA
Messenger RNA from Ilex paraguariensis (yerba mate), 726 nucleotides. The record is from the annotation of a GenBank genome assembly. Lineage: Eukaryota; Viridiplantae; Streptophyta; Magnoliopsida; Aquifoliales; Aquifoliaceae.